This is a messenger RNA of Varanus komodoensis (Komodo dragon), 1284 nucleotides long. It is a transcript of the gene SPRED3, whose product is annotated as sprouty related EVH1 domain containing 3. The record is from RefSeq and is a predicted model, not a curated record. Gene Ontology annotation, molecular function: protein kinase binding. Gene Ontology annotation, cellular component: membrane. Gene Ontology annotation, biological process: multicellular organism development; negative regulation of MAPK cascade. The transcript is spliced from 5 exons. The coding region runs from base 1 to 1284 and encodes 427 amino acids. Lineage: Eukaryota; Metazoa; Chordata; Lepidosauria; Squamata; Varanidae.
AUGGUUCGGGUGCGGGCUGUGGUGAUGACCCGAGACGAUUCGAGCGGCGGUUGGGUGCCCAUGGGUGGUGGCGGCCUGAGCCACGUGACGAUCUGCAAAGUCCGACGCCCGGACGAGGGCCGGCGGCGCCAGUACCUGAUCAGUGGCGAGCGCCUCCGGGACCAGACGACCAUCUUGGAGUGCGCCCUGAAAAGGGACCUCGUCUACAACAAGGUGAACCCCAUUUUCCACCACUGGAAGGUGGGGGACAGCAAGUUCGGCCUCACUUUCCAGAGCCCUGCAGAUGCCGUGGCCUUCGAGCGGGGGGUGCAAGCUGCUCUGGAGGAGAUCACUGAAGGAUCCCUCUCUCCUUCCUCCAGCUCCUCCUCCUCUUCCUCGCAGGAUGAAGUUAAUGGGAGGGAUGAAGCCCUUGCAGUGCACACAGACAGCGAGUCCUCCUCAAACAGCCAGAAGGAAAUGCUCCCCAAGCCCAUCACCAUCGUCACCAGCGAGUCCUCCUCCAGCUGCUACAUCCGCCUGCCUGCCUCUGAGGAGCUCCCUGUCGGCACAGUGCAGGCAGCAGGGUCAACUGGACUGGUCCAGCCCCAGCCGUUGCAGCAGCUGGCCCUCCCAGAGGAAGGGGACCUGGAGAGCAUCACUCCCUGCAGAGAGCUUUGGGUCACCAAGGGCUACGAGGACUAUCGCCGGGCCGUGGUCCAGAAGCACCAGCCCGAGCCCGAGAAGCCUGGCAUGUGCGUGCACUUUGAGAAGGGCGGUGGAGGCAGCAGGUCCCCGCGGGAGAAGGAGUACUGCUUCCCACCCGGGGCAGAGGGGCGGCUCAAGGACCCCCAGGCCUCGCCCUCCUGCCGCGUCCACAGCACCCCGUCGCCUCCCAAGCACAAGCCGCUGAAGGAGCAGCAGCAGCCCCCGCUUGGCGGGGCGGGCGUGGAGGAGGACGCGGUGCCCUCGCGCUGCGUCUACUGCCGGGACGUCUUUAACCACGAGGAGAACGGGCGCGGGCAGUGCCAGGACGCACCGGACCCCAUCGGCCGCUGCGUCUACCAGUUCACCUGCAUGUGGUGCGCAGAGAGCAUGCUCUACCACUGCAUGUCGGACUCCGAAGGAGAGUAUUCGGACCCUUGCUCCUGCGACACCGGCCACCCCCACUUCUGCAUCCGCUGGGUGGCCCUGGUCAUGCUUUCUCUCGUGGUCCCCUGCAUGUGCUGCUACCUGCCCCUCCACGCCUGCCACUGGUGCGGCGAGCACUGCGGCUGCUGUGGGGGCAAGCACAAGGCCGUGCGGUGA